Gilbertella persicaria is the source of this 917-nucleotide messenger RNA. Its product is annotated as 40S ribosomal protein S1. Gene Ontology annotation, biological process: translation. Gene Ontology annotation, cellular component: ribosome; cytosol. The transcript has 4 exons. The record is from RefSeq and is a predicted model, not a curated record. Bases 115 to 915 code for a protein of 266 amino acids. Gene Ontology annotation, molecular function: structural constituent of ribosome. NCBI's taxonomy places the organism in Eukaryota, Fungi, Mucoromycota, Mucoromycetes, Mucorales, Choanephoraceae.
AAACGGGGUUUGAAAAUAAUGUGCGAGCAGUGCGAAGAUACAAAUUCACUACGAGAGUUAAAUCAAUGACAAGCUGACAACCCUAUAAUCCCUCUUUUUAAUCCAUAGUACAUCAUGGCUGUUGGCAAGAACAAGCGUCUUAGUAAAGGAAAGAAGGGUUUGAAGAAGAAGGUUGUUGAUCCCUUCACCCGUAAGGACUGGUACGAUAUCAAGGCUCCUUCUAUGUUCGAUGUCCGUCAAGUCGGUAAGACUCUUGUCAACCGUACUCAAGGUCUCCGUAACGCCAACGACUCCCUCCAAGGUCGUGUUGUCGAAAUGUCUCUUGGUGAUCUCUCCAAGGACGAAUCUCGCUCCUUCCGUAAGAUCCAAUUGAAGGUUGACGAAAUCCAAGGUAAGAACUGUCUUACCAACUUCUACCGUAUGGACAUGACCACCGACAAGCUCCGUUCUAUGGUCAAGAAGUGGCAAUCUUUGGUUGAAGCUUUCGUUGAUGUCAAGACCACUGACGGUUACCUCGUCCGUCUCUUUGCCAUCUCCUUCACUGCUCGUCGCCGUAACCAAAUCAAGAAGACCACCUAUGCUACUUCUGCUCAAAUCCGUCAAAUCCGUAAGAAGAUGUUCGAGAUUAUGACUGAAGAAGCCUCUGCUUGUGACUUGAAGGAAUUGGUUGCUAAGGUUACCUCCUCUGCUUCUCAAUCCGCUCAAGAUGCCAUUGCUGUCCGCAUCGAAAAGGCCUGUCAAGGUAUCUACCCUCUCCAAAACACCUACACUCGUAAGGUCAAGAUCCUCAAGGCUCCCAAGUUCGAUGUCUCUGCUCUCUUGGCUCUUCACGGUGGUGCCGCUGCUGCUGGUGAUGAUACUGGUGCCAAGGCCUCCAAGGACUUUGUUGAACCCACUCCUCAAGCCUCUGUCUAAAU